AAGAGGAGAGCCAGAGAGACAGAGGAGAGGAGGAGAGAGGAUGCGGCUCGUGUUUUAGCUGGACCGCUCCUCCGCUGAUGCUCGAAUGUGCAAACGGAUUAUUUCGUCUUUUAAAAUCGUCUCUUUCUUUUUUUUUCCGCACCACAGACUCUGAACACUAACCAGGUGAUAAGAUGGGGAACGGUUCGGUCAAAUCGAAGCGUUACAAACACACAGAGGGCUCCGCUUCCAACGGCCGGGCCCACAAAGACCUCAGCGGCGCGUUCAAGAACUCGUCCCAGGAUUCUCUCAGGGCCCGAGUGGAGGAGCUGGAGCGAGAGGGCAAGAGGAAGGACGAGGAGCUCUGCGCCAAGGAGCAGCAGAUCAAAGGCCUCCAGGAGCAGUUGGCCAAACAGACCAAAGUUCUCGCCGAGCUGAGCGACGAGCUGCAGAACAAGUGCAUCCAGCUCAACAAGCUGCAGGACGUGGUGAGGAGCGGCGCCCCCUCGGCGGGCCUGCCCUCCCGGUCCGCGUCCGUCAGGGUCGGCAGCAAGGGCAGCCCCAACCUCAGCGUUCGGAUCAAAGAGACGCUCAACAGGAGGAAAGGCGCCAAAGCCGGGGUGUCGGCCGAACCCACGUCCAGGACGUACGACUCCAGCGGCCUGCCGAAGUUCUCCUUUGAGAAGGCUCGGGUUCCAAAGGACGCGAGCGUAAAGAGGCUGCUGACAGACGCCCUGAACAAGAACCAGUACCUGAAGAGGCUGGAGCUGCAGCAGAUCAAAGACAUGGUGGAGUGCAUGUACGAGCGCACCUACCAGCAGGGAGAGUACGUCAUCAAGCAGGGGGAGCCUGGGAACCAUCUGUUUGUCCUGGCAGAUGGGAAGCUGGACGUGUAUCAACAUAACAAACUGCUCACAUCGAUAGCGGUGUGGACCACUUUUGGAGAAUUAGCCAUUCUGUACAACUGCACACGGACGGCGUCAGUGCGAGCGGUGAACAAAGUGAGGACAUGGGCCCUGGACCGGGAAGUGUUCCAGAACAUCAUGAGGCGGACGGCCGAGACGCGGCACGAACAGUACCGCAACUUUCUACGAAGUGUUUCACUCUUGGCUAAUCUACCAGAGGACAAGCUAAGCAAAAUAGUGGACUGCCUCGAGGUGGAGUACUAUGACAAAGGAGAGUACGUCAUCCGAGAGGGAGAGGAGGGCAGCACCUUCUACAUCAUCGCGCAGGGAAAGGUGAAGGUGACCCAGACCACCGACGCCCACAAGCUGCCACAGAUCAUCAACACGCUGCAGAAGGGAGACUACUUCGGAGAAAAGGCGCUCAUAAGUGACGACGUCAGGUCAGCCAACAUCAUAGCGGACGAGAACGGGGUGGAGUGUCUCGUCAUUGACAGAGAGACAUUUGAUCAGACGGUGGGCACCUUCAAUGAGCUGCAGAAGUACCUGCAGGGUUACGUGGCAACACUUGAUCGCGACGACAAGAAGAGACAUGCCAAGAAGUCGCUGUCGCGUCACCAGAGCCAGCCGCUGUCACCGGACGUCAUCCACCUGAGGGACAUGGUGUCAAUGUUCUCUGCGUCCAGACCCUUCGAUCACCUGGAGGUCGUUGCCACGCUCGGGGUCGGAGGGUUCGGACGAGUAGAGCUGGUGAAGAUGAAGGGCGAGGACAUCACUUUUGCCCUGAAGGUCAUCAAGAAGAAGCACGUUGUGGACAACAGGCAGGAAGAGCACAUCCACUCCGAGAGGAAGAUCCUCGCCGAGGCUCGCUCGCCUUUCGUUGUCAAACUGUAUCGCACGUUCAAGGAUAACAAAUACGUGUACAUGCUGCUGGAGGCCUGUCUGGGAGGAGAGAUUUGGAGUCUGCUCAGAGACAGGGGGAGUUUUGAUGAGCCCACUGCCAAAUUCUGCGUCGGUUGCGUGACAGAGGCUUUUGAUUAUCUCCACCGCAAAGGCGUUCUCUACAGAGACCUGAAGCCAGAGAAUCUCAUGCUGGAUGCGGAAGGAUACAUCAAACUGGUCGACUUUGGUUUUGCCAAGAAGAUCAGAUGUGGCCAGAAGACUUGGACCUUCUGUGGUACACCAGAGUACGUGGCCCCAGAGAUCAUCCUCAACAAAGGUCACAACUUCAGCGUGGACUUCUGGUCUCUGGGCAUCCUGGUGUUUGAGCUUCUCACAGGCAGUCCUCCAUUCUCUGGAAGUGACCAGAUGAUGACCUACACGUUCAUCUUGAAAGGCAUUGAGAAGAUGGACUUCCCCAAGAAGAUCACCAAGAGACCUGAGGACCUCAUACGCAAGCUAUGCAGGAGGAAUCCCUCGGAGCGACUGGGGAACCUUAAAAACGGAAUAACUGAUAUCAAGAAGCACAGGUGGUUCAAUGGCUUCAACUGGGAAGGGCUGAAGGCCAGGACCUUACCAUCGCCACUGAAAAGAGAACUGACAGGGCCGACGGACCACAGUUACUUCGACAGCUACCCUCCAGAUGAGGACAGUCCUCCUGAUGAGCUGUCUGGCUGGGACAUGGACUUCUGAGAAUUCCUGCACCCGUGUUUCUUCUUAUUUUCCUGUUAGCGCACACCCAGAUGAACUUAUUACAACUCCUGCGACAGACAAAGGGGAUCAACUCAGUUUCGGUGCAGCAGCAGCAGCAGGUUAUAUUUUACGAUCUCCUGUGUAGAACGAAUGGAAUAAGGAGAAUUUGACGGUGGAGUUAAACAGCGUUAUGUAACUGUCACUGCCCUCAUGGUUAAUUCAGCUGACUUGCACUCUACCUAAUCCAAGUGCAGAGUCACGCUAGCAGCGCUACGACGUGGUGGCAUUCGAGCUAAAACGGGCUCUCCACCCUCUGCCACCUGAGUGGUUGCGGCCCCGGCCUCCACUGAUGGCAGCUGGCAGUGUUCGUGGGUGGGAAGACACAGAGGGAUCAAGUCCUUGUUGCAGCAACACAGCUGCGCAAAGCAAAGUAGCUGCACUAGAAACAUCUGUGGACAUUACUUUGGAGAUGUUGAAAAAGAAUUAGCCAAGCGUUAAGCUGUUCCAAAAUUACAGGGGGAAAAAAAAACCCAAAACGUAAUCACUCCAAGAUUCCUGAAGAGAACUUUUGAAAGAAAAGAAAAUGCUCCGCCAACAAUAGAUUGAAACGACUUCAGAACGCAGCUUUAGAUGCUUUGUUAUCUUUCAAAGAUCGUUAAGUUAUUGAACGCAGCUUUAGCUUUGCGGGAAUUACCCUGGAAGCGGCUGCGGCCCAGGAACGGGCUGGUCUCUUUCAAGACGCAUCUCCCUCCGAGUAAGAAUCCGACCGGCGUUUCGCGUCUUUGCAUUCCUUAAACAGCGUAAGCUCAUUGUUAGUGCACAAAUAAUUCACAGAUAUUAUACACAGAUAUUUGCGUUCAGACACUCUGCUCCGGCCUCUCAUGACGGCUCCAGAUGUGGUUUGCGGAAAAGAAAAAAAAAAAAAAAAGAAAAAGAAAAAGAAUUGGUGGUGCAGCUGCAAACACUUUAUUUCCUGCAGCUGAGGGAAUUAGCUUGUUUAUAGCUCUAGAAGAACGAAGGUGUGAGGGAGGAGAUGUGUGUGGAGAUGAACCAACACAAACUUUGGAGGGGAAACGGUCCUUGCCAUAAAACAUCUGCGCUCAAGAAGAAUUGAGCACUCCAUCAGUGUCCCGAACCCGACACGCGUGAAAACACAAACGCCUUCCUCCGCCGAAAUGAUAAAGUGUGAGCAUCCUGCAGCGGGGGCUCCUGAGCUGGAGAAAUAUUUACCCUCCUGAAGCUGAGUCAACUCCGCGGUUUCCAGCUUCUCUUGGAGCGGCCGAGUCCGGCUCUCGUCCGAGGUGUCCGAUGAUGCGAGGGGGAAUUAAACGGAGCACAGAAAACUUUUUUUUUUUUUUUUAAGGAGCUUAGGGUCAAAGGUUACGUGUAUUUCCAUUUUUUUAAACACUUUACAGUUUACGGUAAAUCCACCGUGUGCCGCGUACUGUACACUUGAAAGCAUAAGCAGCAGAAAUACACAGUUUAUACAAUCCAAGCAACUGGUUCCUUUAUGUAAACCUUAAAAAGACUGAGUGACGGACUUUUGUAAAUAUCAUAUAUACACUGUAUGUGUACACUGACUGGUGGAUGUGUGUGUCCGGUACCAACUGUAUGUGUUAAUGUCUGUUUGGAGGAGCUGCAGCCUGGAAAGGACAACUACUGGAACAGCUCUGGUUGUUAAAGUCUGCGGUAGAUUCACACUUUUUUCUCGAUUACAUUUUAAUUGGUCGGAUUAUAUUUCAGAGUUCUCACUAUACUUUUACGGGAGCCAAACGUUUCUAUGUCCGAGCUCGAAGAUGAUGAUGCAGCUGUUGUAUGACUGGUGCACGUAGACGUUGAGAGCAGAGGUGUGAAGAUACACCGAUCAGCCACAACAUUAAAACCACUGACAGGAGAAGUGAAUAACAUUUAAACCAUCUUGUGACAAUUCAGUGUUCUGCUGGGAAACUUUUGGACCUUUCAUUCAUUCAUUCAUUCAUUCAUUCAUUCAUGUGGAUGUUACUUAGACAUCUGAUCAAGCAUCUUUGGGAUCCCCUCCCCUCAACCCACAGGACCCAAAGGCCCCAUGACGCCCUCAGAAGAGCCAUGUCCAUUCUCUGAUGAGUCACGACUGUUUUGAAGGAAACAAGGGCGAUCUACACAAUAUCAGGAAUAAUGUCGUUCCUGAUCGGUGCAGGAGCCGUUUAGCCGACCAGUAGUAAGGUGAUGGGAACAUCCCACUGCAGCUAAAACCUCUGCAGGAAGGACACGUUUAAAUAAUCAAACUCAAUUAUUUCUUAUAAAAACAGAAAAUCUAAAAUGUCGUGUAAAAGUGAAAUUUGUGCUGGUAUAAGCAGAACAAAAACAGCAAAUUAUUCUUAUAUUCAAUCAAAUCAUCUUGUAUUAACAAAAAA
Molecule: messenger RNA, 4906 nt
Organism: Mugil cephalus (flathead mullet)
Lineage: Eukaryota; Metazoa; Chordata; Actinopteri; Mugiliformes; Mugilidae
Gene: prkg2
Product: protein kinase cGMP-dependent 2
Exons: 19
Coding region: 174-2513 (779 amino acids)
Biological process (GO): protein phosphorylation
Molecular function (GO): ATP binding; cGMP-dependent protein kinase activity
Source: RefSeq, a predicted model, not a curated record